AGCGGGUUUAGGCUUCGGGGGCGAAAGACGGCGGGGAGGGCUGCCCCAGGCAAGCGGUUGCCCCCUUCUUUAUGUGGGGAGAGAAAGAAAGGGCGAAUGGGGAGUGAGCCCCUUGUCUCUCGUUCUCUGGGACCCAUUGGCCUCAGUAGUGCCCUGGGGGCUUGUUCCUUAUCCCGCAAUUGUUGUGUGCCUUCGGGUCCUUUCUGGCUCAUUGCCACCCGAUCAUGGGGGCCUCCUGAGGCUGAGAGAGUGUGACUCACCCAAGGUCAUAGAGCCACACGUAAAAGGGAUCGCCGUGGCUCUCGAACAACAAGGUCGGCGGCAGAAAAAGGAAACAUCUGGUUCGUAAAGGACAGGGAAUCGUCCUCGCUGUCUUAGCCAUCCAAAGCGGACAUUUCCUGCUAGUUUGUGGAGAAAGGUCCAAGACGGAGCCAGCCUGGACACUUUGCGAUGGGUCGACAAAGCUUUUCCUAUAAUGAAACCUAGGCCCUUCCCAAUGCCUAGGAUAAGAGGGGCCUCUUUUCACCAGGUUUUGGGAAAGCAGCCUCACACGCUUCAAUCCAGUUCCACAACAAACCCAGUCUUCUUUGCUUGGGGCAACACUGUCUGGAGUUUCGCUAUGGAUCUAGUGUUCCUGGUUAUCAAUGGCAUGGUAAUGAUUUUGGAUUUCAUGCUUAUCUUGCUGGAUAUCAACUUUUUCCUCGUUUCCACCUUGGUUUCUGCUCUGGUCUGGCUAGUUGCAUUUGUUUACAACUUGCCCAGUACCUUGGUAGCCUGUGUGAUCCAGUGCUGUAAUGGCAUUGGGUUGGCUUUGUUAUGCAUAGCUGAAGCAGUGUAUUACUUGACUCUGGGCUCUGUGCACACCAUUUUCAAUCUGCUGCGGAGCCUUUGCUCCACCAUGGAAAGCUUGAAAUUAGUGGGCCACUUGUUUACUCACAUGACACUGAAAAGCAAAGAAAUUAUGCACCGGAGUUUCUGGAAUCUGGUUGGUUCCGGCCAGUCGCUUCUGAGGCAAGUUUGUGAAGUCUGCGCUAUUGCCAUGAGCCUCGUGGCUUAUUUAAUCAACAGUAUCAUCAACAUCUGCCUCAUUGGCACCCAGAAUCUUUUCUCCCUGGGGCUAGUCCUAUGGGAAACUGUUGCUGGCCCAUUUUUGAGAGUCACAGAUAUCUUUGCUGCCUUUGUUGCACGUCUUUCCAGCAGUGCCAUUGCUAUGGUUAUCCUGUUGUGGACUCCUUGCCAGCUGGCCUUUGAUUUUGUGGCUUCCAUGAGCAAGUUGCUGAUUAACAUCUUCUUACUCAACCUUUAUGGCUUGGUGUUGCUGUCUGUGAUUGUUGCUGCCAGCAUCUUAAUCCUUAAUCCCCACCUGACAUGGACAUUGGCGACCCAGGUGUCAAACUACUUGAAUACCAUGCCUUCUUACCACCGCCUGCUCAGGGACUUGCGGCGCCUCUAUCAGGUGAUACUCUUGUCACUGGAAAUGGUCCUGAGCUCGCAAGCUUGGCGUAGGCUGGCUGAUUGGAGUCUCCAGAUGGCCAGUUGGAACAGAGGCAUUGGAGGGGCAAACCACCAGGGAGAACGAGAGCAGCCUUUUGCUAUUGAAGCCAACCAAGGAAGACCAGGAGUAGCUGGUGUAAUUCAGAGACAAGCUCCCCCUGGCAUAGCCCAUCUGAGAAGACAAGGGGCACCUCUGGCCAGUCAGCAGGCUGCAGCUCAUGCCCGCCAAAGAGCCAGCAGGGACCAGCCUAGAACAGAUGUUGACCUGGGGUCAGGGCAUCAUCUUCAGCCUCAAGACGAAGGACCAAGCACAUCAUCUACCAAACCUGCAACCAAGGAGCAGCUCAAUGCUCUGGAAGAGGACAGCGAUCCAUGGCUGCUUCUCAAAGAACAAGAGGAGCGGAAGAAAUGUGUCAUUUGUCAGGACCAAACAAAGACAGUCCUGCUGCUUCCCUGCAGGCAUCUUUGCCUCUGCCAAGAAUGCACUGAAAUCCUGCUACAGCAGGCUAUAUAUCAACGCAACUGUCCACUUUGCCGGCAGAUGAUCCUGCAGACUCUCAAUGUCUAUCUGUGAACUUUGUGAGAGACAGUUUUAUCCACAUUCCAUCAGACUGUUCGUGUAUAUUGGCCACAGCACAUGUCUCUGGCCUUUGUACCUGCUCCUUUGAGUGGAGAUCAGUUCUGUGCUGAUAAUCUAUUGGCACUGGUUACUCUUUUUCUUUCCAAAUAACUAUUGUAAUUAAUGGAACUUUGAAAACACUAUAAGUGGUUUCUAUGCACUUCUGUUUUUACUUUCUUCUUGUUGCCAUCAGAAGGAACAGUAGUGGAUCAGAAUGACUGCUAGGGUGUGGAGGUUUUUAAUUGAGACAUUGUAUUGACUAUUCAGAAGCAGGGCUUGAAAAAUACAGCAUAUACUUGUCAGCCAGAGGUAUAUCACAGAAUUAGUGGCAAGGAACUGGUUGUUUAAAAACAAGAACAACCAAGUACUGUACUGAAAUCCCAGGUAUUUGGAUUUUUCUAUACAUUAAUGUCCAGAAGAAGGGAGGGUAGAUGUUGUUAGACUGCAGCAAUCAUGAGCUUUAACCAGCAUUGCAUUGAUAAGGAAUGCUGGGGAGCUGUAGUCUAACAACUUCCAGAAAGCCACAUAGUCCCUACCCUUCGUCUAGAACAGUGAUUCCCAAACUUUGGUCCUCCAGAUGUUUUGGUCUUCAGCUUCCUGACAGUUGGCCAACCUGGUAGUGGCUUUUGGGAGUUGAAGUCCAAAACACCUGGAUGACCAAAGUUUGGGAACUACUGGUUUAGAACAGAAUUGGACCUGAAUCCUAUUGCUAGUUCCAGCUGAAGCAGUCCCAUUUAAUCAGUUGUUGAAUGGUGAACUAACACACAGGGAAAUAACCAUUUAUGGGUUUACUUCAGUUGGGAAUACCAAUACAAUCCAGAUUUUCUAUAGCAGGAAUAACUUUUAAACAAGUUUGGAAAACAGACUGGGAUAUAUCUAUCUCUUGUAUUUCAUUAUUGGGAGUGUGGUGCCUUCCAGGUGUUUCCCUAUUUCCAGGGCAUUGACAGUGCUGGUUAGGAUGGAAAAGUGUAGUUCAAAAUGUUGGUAGGCCCAGGAGUUAAGGAUCAGCACAACUGCAUGAGUCUCACCAGCAGGCCAGCUUUAUAGAUCUCUAGAGAUCACCAUAGUAAUGCUGUGUGUUUGUGCAGUCUUCUCAUAGGGAUGUCUAUCCUUACAAGCAUUGAUCUGUAGGUGUCUAACUAGUGCUAUCCACAGAAAGGGAUAUGAACUUAGCAUGCAGGGCAGCAUUUCUUCUUCCAAGAAGCACAGCCUCUGUUAGAUGACCCAAAGUCUCCACUGACUGUCUUUUUGAUACGUAAUUUUAAACAAACCUUGAAAGUGGUCCAAAGCAUUUCUCGCUCUUCAGUUUUUCCGUGUCCACUUUUCAGAUCCAUAAGAAAGACAAGCUGGACACCAAAUGUGCCACUGUGGAGCAAACAUGUCUUUCAGCGUAGGUUGCUUUGAAAUUAUCUCAGGAUUUUGUUGCAUCUGUUGGCAUGUAACGUCUACAGGUUAUUGGUGCAAAACUGCCAUUCCAGCCUUGUUGCACAAUUGAUUCCAACUCCCUUGGGUUAAAAAGUGUGUUGCGGGGAGCUGAUAUUAAGAUAACAUUUGGUUUGCUAACAAACAGCAGUGUUCUUUAUCAACAGUGCUGGAGACUUAAUAGUUUGCUUCCAGGCUCUGCUGAAUCUAGAGUGUGGACUGAGAUAGCCAGAGUAAAAGCUUUUUAUGACUCCUUGCCUGUGUUGGAUUUGAGUAGGGUGGUGACUGUGUUAAGAAAGUCACCCUCUAGAUCCCAUGGCUUAAGCCCUAAACGCUGAACCAUUUUGUCCCCUCGGAGGAAGCAGUUUUCCUUCUGCUUGGACAGUUAGGGCACUACCUAUAAGAGGAGGAGGGGACAGUGGUUAGAGUGGGUUGCUUGACUGUCACACUCAGCACAACAGUAAUCUUUAGGGUUAUUUUCUUUCCAGAGCCAGUCAGUAACAUCUAUGGGGCUGUUUCUCAAAAACAGGGCUAUGAGAACAAAUCCAGCCUAAUUAGUUAAGAUAUAACCUCUCUCUUGUUUACAGUGGGAAAUGAGGAAGACGGGAGAUGGCUCACAUAGACACAGAACCAACUACUUUCUGUAAUGGAAAAAGAAAUCGGAGAGGCGUGAAAUCCUGAUUAAUUUGUUUUUGCUCUUUUGGGUUGCUAAAUUAUUGACAGCUGUUCUUGGUGUAAAUGGAGCUGUUAUCUGGAGAGAAUUUUUUGUUGGUAUAUAUUAUUUGUUACUGUUGUGAAAAACAAACAUGAGGUUCCUUUCUGUAUGGGAGCACCCAGCUCAGUGUUUUUUCUGCAUUUUCCAGGGGCAGAAUGCUUAAAUCCCUACCCAAAGAGAAGAAAUCUAUAACUAGGCAUGCCCUGCUUUAUGGUUUGGUUGACGUCAGGGAUGUGGUUACAAGGAAGAAGAGAUGCAAAAAAGCACACUCAGAUAGAACUUCUUGGCACUGACUGAAUCUGGAAAUUUGGGGCUGAGCUGGUGCCUACAAACACCAAUGGAGAACAGGGGCUCUUUCACACUACACUGUUAUAGUGCUAUGUCUCCACUUCAAUUACCGUGACUGCCAGGGGUUUGUAGUUUGGUGAAACACUAGAGCUUUCUGGUAGAAAAUUCUAAAUGGGACUAUGGCAGUUAAAGUGAAAUCAUAGUGCUAUAACUGCGUGGUGUGAAGGGGCUCCGAGAUGCUAACAGUGGAGGUUUCUCUGUCUUGUAGCCCACUAGGAAGGGGCUGCAGCAGGAACCCACAGGCCAGAGGUGUCCCUCUGCCCUGUUUGCCUGGCCAUUUGCAUAGAAACACUGCAUUUUGUUUGAAUUUCCUUUUAGUGUGCAAACCUUGGAAUUAAAUAAGCACAACACUGCUGAAUCAUAAUAAGGAGAGUGUUUGCCAAGCUCUUUGGCAUUGGCUGACCACCACAGCAUCUCUCUGGAUGAUGCGUGCUACUUCUGUUUGCAGCCAUAGGUCUGGUAAUUGGAAAACUGAUUGAAACAAUGGCUAAACUGAGUGCCUUAACAGUGGCAGGUCAGAAGGAAAGAGCGCUGAAAGUGGGAUUUGUUACAAAGCCAGCAAACUCAAGUGAACAUGUAAAUUCCCUGUGUGUCUGUUGGAUUCAGCAUAAGGAACGUAUGCAAGGAUCAAAAAGUGAUUAUAGAAUCAGUUGUACAGUAGUAGUACAGACUAGAUCUGCAAAUACAGCAGAUGGUACAGUCUUGAGGUUGUAUGGUAGGCUAUAACACUUCAUUCUGUAGCUGGGAGUUGUUUUUAUUUUAGCAAUGUUUCCUUGCGGGUCUUUUAUUCUAUUCUAUUUUAUUUUUUAACCAAACAAGUUAAAAAUGAAGGGUUACAUCAGAGAGAUGAAGUUUCCAGAACAAUCUUCCAGCAACUCACUCCCAAGAUGUGUUGGAUUACAACUCCGGUCAUCCCCAACAAGCAUGUUAGGAAUGAUGAAAGCUGUGGCCCAACAUUUCCGACUUGUGGAAGGCUGUUUUGGACUGCUAUGCUCAUGCUAUUUGUGAGAUGUUCCUUUAUUUUUCUUAAAAUGUUGGACAAAUUUCUCCCAGUAGGUUGCAGUCUGAAUUAGUGGCUAAGAUGCAGACCAGAGAUGAUUUACAGGGUUCUGUACUGAGGAUCUGGAGAGACUCUGUGAGAAGGGAGAGCAAUCUAAUUGCGAAGAAUACAAGACACUUUCUCGUCUUCCCUUCAAUUCUGUUUAGAAAUUUUAUUCCCAAGCAGUACAGAGUCGACUGGACAGUGCUGUGGGACAGGAGCAGAACUGGAAAGGAGGAGAGGUCCUUGGUUUUGCAGCCACAGUCCCAUGCUGCUGCACUUGAGGAGCUAGCGGCUCACUUCUGAUCUGUGCCUUUUUCCAACUGGUCUGUUCUUCCCAUCUUUCUGGAUCUUAUUUUGAGGAUGUGUGAUUGCCUUAUAUCCAGCAUCUUUCUGCUCCAGCCCCUCACGCAGUUCCAUUGCAAACGCCUGUCUCAUGCCUCCGUGGGAGCGCUUUGUCUGCUUCUGUGGUCUUUGCACUAUGUUAAUGGUUGUUUGAAAAUUAAAAGCAACCCUUUUUCACACACAAAAAAAGAAGUUUAGUCUGCUGUUCUUACGUGAAUAUAAAUGCAGUAAUGCAAUGUCCCCCUUCUUUCUUUGCAAACAUUCCCUGGUGGUUGAAUGUUUCAAAAAGCCUAAUGUAGGGGUGGGAACCAUGCAGCUUUGAAGAUGCCUAUUCAAAUAUAUGCACCGAGUGUCAUCUGUGCUUCAUUAAACUACUUUUUUUUUUGACAUA
Sceloporus undulatus (fence lizard) is the source of this 6373-nucleotide messenger RNA. RefSeq names its product ring finger protein 26 (gene RNF26). The coding region runs from base 476 to 2068 and encodes 530 amino acids. Gene Ontology annotation, molecular function: ubiquitin protein ligase activity. Gene Ontology annotation, biological process: ubiquitin-dependent protein catabolic process; protein ubiquitination. The transcript is spliced from 2 exons. Lineage: Eukaryota; Metazoa; Chordata; Lepidosauria; Squamata; Phrynosomatidae. The record is from RefSeq and is a predicted model, not a curated record.